Messenger RNA from Penicillium angulare, 939 nucleotides. RefSeq lists its product as uncharacterized. The coding region runs from base 1 to 939 and encodes 312 amino acids. The transcript has a single exon. Lineage: Eukaryota; Fungi; Ascomycota; Eurotiomycetes; Eurotiales; Aspergillaceae. The record is from RefSeq and is a predicted model, not a curated record.
AUGGGUGUUAUUCGUCUUCCCCGUCCAGCAGGCAUCUAUGUCCCUCGCACAUCAAUAGAAUCAAUCUCUGCACCCCUUUCUCCCGAAUUCAAUUAUGACUCUGAAGCCGUUCUUCCUUCCUUAAUCCCAGCACUCGAAUACAUCUCCUCGAAGCUCCAACAAAAAAUGAUGCACGUUACCCUCCUCGUCGGUCGCGGGAAACCUCUCCAAACAGAAGUCUCCGACCUAAUGGUCAUUCCAAUCUCACGACUCGAACAAUCCUCCUACCGCGUCCUUGAACGCGCCAUGGAAAAGUGCUCUAAGAAGUUCUGCUCCAUGGCAAACUGGAGCGACGCACUGGGUCGCAGCCAACACGCCCGUCAAACAAACGAGUACCUCGUCCGACAAUCAAUUAUCCAAAACGAAGUCGUCUUCAGCCAAGAAGGUCUCACCCUUCUAAACAUGGAUCGCAUCUACACAUUCAAACGUCGACUUUUCGUGCUCUCUACCGGUCCUAAUCCUCGCCCAGAAGAUCACUCUAUGGUCUCUUGUGUACAGCUUCUGCGCCGGUUGAUGGGCGAUUUCCCAGGCCGAACAUUCAGUAAAGCAUUCUUUCACCGUGUAUACGAGCAGUUGGAUGUUCGUGAUGAACUCCUUACUGCUGUUGCGGCUGCUUAUAAGAAUAUUCAUAAGCAGGAUGCUAUUAUACUGCCUACUAGGGGUACGGCUGAGAGUACAAAGAAUAUUCCUAUCAAGACGAUUCGUGUUCGUCGCAAUCCUCCUCGUACACAUGCGAAGAAGAAUAUUUAUUCUAAGAGAGGACCUAAGACUCCUCUAUCUGCGUCGGAUGUUACUCCUAUCACGCGAAAUGAGUGGAAUAUGUUCAGUCAGGAUUUACGACAGGUUCAGCCUACUGUUACUAAAUGGACUCCAUCGCCGGUUGUCUAUGUCGGAGCGUGA